AUGAUGAUUGCAAUUCGGCAGCCUCUGAUCGAAUCCCUCAAUCUGGCUCGAGAGAGAAUUGAGCAGCGGGCUCUGGAGGUGGGAGAUGCUGGUGAUUGUGGCGAGAUUGAGAAGAUGAAGCUCCUGGUUAGACUCGGCAAAUUGCUAUUCUCCGUGCAACACAGGCCUGGGGAGUCUUUAUCGAGGAUUCCAUCAUUUUCUGCUCAAGCGCUGGAGAAUCACAUGAACAAGCGAGCAUGGUUCAAGGUCCCGAUUCACCGGACGUUUGAGACGCACGUCCCUGACAGCAUCUACAGCAAAUUAGAAGACAUGCUGAUGAGGGAUGCCGGUGAUUCAUGCCAAGCGGCUGCUCUGAAUACAUCUUGUGAGAAGUACAACAUUCAGGUUAUUGAUACUGAGGCACGCAUUCGCUAUAAGGUGGUGUGUACAUAUCUUGCAGAGGAGCGACAGUUUUAUGUAAAAAAGGUGAAGAAGCUGCCUCUGCGUUACGCAGUCAUCGACAUAGGACGGCCUGAGAAGGACGUGGAUGCUCGCUUGAUUUUGUUCACAGAAGCACAUUUGAAUACGCUGGAUGAUGAACUAGAUGUUGCAAUUAAACGGAUUUUAGAGUUCUCACAGAUCGACUCUUGGACACCAGGAGGGCUACACAUUCCAGCUCACAUGACCGAAGGCUAUGAGUGUUCAGCUCCUGGUUAUGGUAGCGGCAGUUGUGAUGGCUUUGCAUUGGCAGACCUGUUUGCCCUUGCACACAAUAUCAGAUCCCAUUUUGCCUUCGCCAAUGCACCUGCUGCUGUGUUCGUUCCCUCCCCUGUUGCCGUGCCACCUGCUGGUGCAUUUGUUCCCCUGGCUCAGUGUGGCACAGGAGGGCCUGGGAGCGCAAGGGAGCAACAGGCCCCGACAUGGAGCGCUGGGGACAUCAUGGCGGAGUGCCCUGGGCUGCUGGCUUGGCUGAGCGAGAACUUGCCAUAA
Messenger RNA from Closterium sp. Naga37s-1, 969 nucleotides. Lineage: Eukaryota; Viridiplantae; Streptophyta; Zygnematophyceae; Desmidiales; Closteriaceae. The record is from the annotation of a GenBank genome assembly.